Carassius gibelio (silver crucian carp) is the source of this 5840-nucleotide messenger RNA. Its product is annotated as leucine-rich repeat-containing protein 49. Bases 2143 to 4518 code for a protein of 791 amino acids. The transcript is spliced from 18 exons. Gene Ontology annotation, molecular function: protein binding. Lineage: Eukaryota; Metazoa; Chordata; Actinopteri; Cypriniformes; Cyprinidae. The record is from RefSeq and is a predicted model, not a curated record.
UGUGUGUGUGUGUUGGCCUAUAUCAUGGCAUUGUGGGACGUUACUUAGAAAUGGUUACAGAUUACACGUUACCCUAUUUAAAUAUUAAUAUGAUGAUAAUUUAAUUUUAAAGCACAGCCGGCAUCAGACUUCAGCAGCUCUUUUUACUUCGAGAUCCUUUUGAGGUUAAAUACACAUUUAAAUUCAGUUUAAUAGUUAUGAUAGUGUUUUUCAAAUCUUUGCACAGCUGUGACAGGAAGCACUGGCAUCUUUGAAAAAAAAAUGCAGGCUAUGUAUACAUACAUACACACAAAUAUUUAUCCAAAAUAUCCUAAAAUAGAUCUCUAUGAGCAGCGUUCUGGAGUUAUUUAAGGUGAAAGUGUGUGUGUGUGUGCGUGUGUGUGUGUGUGCGUGCGUGUGUGAGUCAUUGCUGUGAUUGAUGUGUGUGUGCGGGGCUGAGCUCAGUCGUGAGUGACGUCACGGCCGUGUCCCGCAUACUAAUGAUGCGCAGCACAGACUCGAGCAGCUCCAGGUUCAGUUUAAGAUGCUUCUCUUCUGUUAUUUGUAAAGCAGUGAAACUCAGGAACAGAGCCUGAAAGAAGCGUCUCGUGUGUUCAGUGCUGGUCUUUAUUGAGCAGCAGUAGUCUUUCUGUGGUUCUGAUCUGUCUGACCCGUGUCCUCCAUCACCAGCUGUCUCUGCUCUGUUCAGUCUGAAUGUGUUUUUGGGAGAUGCAGCUUUCCUGCAGCAGUUUUUAUAGACACUGAACGCUGAGGACCUUUAUGUUCAUGAGUGAAUGCAUCGCUAUUGAUGAAGCACACAAUGCAAACAUCAUCAUUUGUGUCUGAAUACAGAAGUUCUCCACCAGCAGGAUGAGCAAGCGCUAUUUCUACAUCUGUUUUCCAGAAUAAGCCAAUAAUUCAUCAUGCAAUGCACUAGUUUCUUCAUGAGAUGCAUGUGAAGCCAUCGUCCAUCAUGAGGUCAACAGCAGAACUCACACUCGCUCAUAGACACUCAUCAGACCUGUGUCCAGCUGUGCAUCUACACAACACUCAUUAAAGCCUGAGCUGACUUUAUACUGUUUUUACAUGCUGUAGUGAUGCAUAAUCCCCAUUCAACACAAAAUGAAGCAAUUAAUUGCACUUGGCAUAAAGAAAAUGAAGCCUAAGUGAAGAUGAUUCUCAGUAGAGACUUGUUUUAUUCACAUGAAUUCAGUGUAAAUUAAAGGCAGUAUAUUGUUUGCAUUGUGCACCGGUGUAAUUCCUCAUUGUGAAAUGAGUCGAAGGGAACCAUUAUUAAAUGACCUUUACAGAUCCAUAUAAAUAACCACAUGAACGGAAAAUUAAAACAUUAAAAUGGCAAGGUGUUAUUCUAAAAAAAAACAAAAGACAAUGUAAUAAUACUUUGGUAUUUAAGCUGGAAUAGUGUUUUCUUGAGAUGAAGAGAGUGAUGUUUGUGAGGAUGAGCUGGUUUUGCUGUGAACGCUGAUGAACAUCUGUUUGCUUUUCUGAAACACAUUCAGAGCAUCAGCGUGGUUUGUCUGUGGAUGAUUUUAUGCUGGAUUAUUCACAGAUUUUAUAUAAAAAAAAUUCUUUACCAAAGAUUAAUUUAAAAUAUUUAUAAUGCAUUUUAAGCAAUAACUGAAUAUCAAUAAAUUUAUACUCUUAUGUCAAUUAUGAGAAAACUUCUGUGGAUGUCUGUAGAACAGUUUUAAAACUGAUUCACUGGAAUUAAUUUUAUUUUAUUGCAUAACAUUACUUUGCAAGGCUUCAAUAAGAAAAACAAACUUGGGGGAUACAGAAGAAAAACAAACAAAUAAACAAACAUACUUUAUGCUUUUUAUUGGAGGUAGUAAUGACAAUAGUAAACAUCAAAUCAAAAGUGAACACUAAAGGCCAAAACGUCGUUAUUAGUCUACACAGACGGAAGAAUAGAAGGAGGAUGGUGAAGCCAUGAGAAAGAGAGAAACUUACAUUUCGGUUUCAUUUACUUUAUUAUGAUAAUAACUAUGAACAUGUUUUUAAUGGACUUCUUUUUGUUUUAUUAUUAAAAAAAAAACUUUUAGCGGAAGUCUCGUACUUCCGCCGGAACUCUCCGUUACUGUUUACUAAAAGUUGGUUGCUAAGGACGCGCAGUGACGCGCAGUCUGCGGUGAAACACUGGAGAUGCGCUCGAAUAAACCGCAGGACGCUCGCAAUAAAGCGCUUUCUGCGCGGAUCCUUCCGCCUGCGGUACUCAGCUAUCAGCAGCAUCUGGCAGCAGUGCGGUCUUUACUGCCCCACAGACUGAGCAACGCGUCUGAGUUAUCCAGUGAUCUUCAGAAAGCACUGAAUGUGGACUCGUUGAAACCAAACCCGUCCAAACCCGACGCUCGGCUGCAGCUGCGCGCUCCGGUUCUGUCCUGUGACAGCCAGCUCUCGGCUGCGGGUCGCUGUGUCUUCUCUCUUCCUGUGGCUCUUCCUGUGGGGAUGGUGGUGGAUCUGGGGCCCCAGGUGUAUCGUGUGAAGAGGGCCACACACAGUGCGGGGUCCACGUCCCCUCAGAGCAAAGCAGCGCUCGCUCACACGCGCGGAAGUCUGCGUGACAGUUCUGUCCCGUGUUUCCCGUCUGCCUUCAGCUUCAGAGAUGACAUCACUUCCUGCCCAGAGAGACUGGAUCUGGACCGGCGUGGGCUGACGGAUGUCCCUCAUCUGGACUCGGCUGAGAAUCUGCGUCUCCUCAACCUGCAGCACAACCUCGUCUCACACCUGCAGGACCUGCCUCACCUGCAGCGCCUCGUGGUCCUCGAUCUCUAUGACAACCGUGUGAUUGACAUGUGUGGAGUCUCCUCCCUCACCUCGCUGCGUGUGCUGCUGCUCGGGAAGAACAGAAUCCAGAGGAUCUGUGAUGUGGACGGCCUCACUAGACUUGACGUUCUGGACUUACAUAGUAAUCAGAUCUCUCAGAUUGAAAACGUGUCUCGUUUGAGGAAUCUUGGUUUGUUGAAUCUGUCUGGAAACCGCAUCAGUCGAGUGGAGAAUCUGCAGGGUCUGAGCUGUCUGACCGAACUGAACCUGCGGCACAACAGCAUCACGUCUGUGACGGAUGUGGAGAAUCUUCCUCGUCUGCAGCGUCUGUUUCUCAGCGCUAACAGCAUCAGCAGGUUUGAUGCGCUGGCCUGUCUGUGGACCUGUCGCUCUCUGAGUGAGCUGAGCGUUGAUGGGAAUCCUGUCGCGCUGGAGUCAUGCUACAGACAGACUCUCCUCCGCUGCUGCUCGCCUCACCUUCAGCUGCUCGACAUGAAGCGCGUCACAGAGGAGGAGAGACGCACGGCGAGUGUUUCAGCACGAAAGGAGGAAGAGAAGAAGAAAGAGAGUCACAAACAGGCUGCGCACAAGGAAAGACGUCGACUCGCAAUCCAGAAUGCAGCACAGCAGUGGGAGGGGCUUAAAGCCUGCCUUGAGCUUCCUGCCCAGAAUGGCUCAAAGGAAGACAUCAGUCCAGAAUACAGCCCCGCCCACAGCCCCGCCCAGACCAAUGGGAACACGCAGGAGACAUCGCCAGACGAGCCCAGACGCUUGAGUCCGCUCACAGUCUCAGCCGGAGGGAAUGAGAGCAGGUUAAGAUCGGCCAGUCGACCAAACAGCCCCAGAGACGCCAGGCCGCAGGACGCCGGCGGGCCCAAUGUUCAGAGUCUGUCCAUGUCUGACAUUCACCUGGCGGAGCUGGACGGCGAGACACUGCGUCUGUUCGGCCCCGGGGCCCUGGAGACUCUGGAUCGCUGCUGGGGCGUUCAGACGGCCGCGAGCGUCACCGCCGUCGCCUUCAGAUACAUGCACUUCGACUCCAUCAUUCCCAUGUUCCUGCGCAUCCGCCUCAAGUUCCCAAACCUCACGCACCUGAUGUUCAUGGAGACGAGCAUCACUCAUCUCCCUCAGCUGGCGGCUCUGGCUCAGGUGCGGCGUCUGGAGCAGAUCACUGUUGAUCCCGAGGGGAAUCCUGUGGUGAGACUGACGCUCUGGAGAUCCUUCCUCAUCUACAGACUGCAGCACCUCAACCUGCAGAAGAUCAACGGCACCGAGGUCACCAUGAAUGAGGUCAUAGCCUCGGAGAGGAUGUUCGGUGCUUUGGGUCACGUCGCUGCUACAGAAACACCACGCUGCCGCCUGCUGCUGCUGUUGGAGGAGUCCAGGAAGCGGCAGCUGCAGUUCCUGCUGGACGGACGCGGACGCAGAAGCGGUCAGAGUCCAGACGACCUGAAGGAGAACGGCAAACAGCUGGGAGACACUUUGAGCCGAGCUCUCUUCAGCUACCCCAGCAGACUCUCUGACAGCCCCGAGGAGGGCGGCGCUGACGCCUCGGAGCGCUCAGAGAUGGUGCAGCAGUAUCUUCGAGGGCUGAUCCACAGAGCAUCCGCUCACUGCGUGAAGGCAGACGCUCUGCAGAAGCUCUGGCCGUCGCUCUUCAGUGAGAUCGUGAGAGACUGUGUUCUGGAGAUGAGAGACAGACAGGCCUUCAGACAGACACGCCUCCAGCGGCUCCACAGCCAAUCACAGACAUGAACACUGUUAUCGGAGUCGAUCUGCUCGUUCCUGUGGUUCCUCUGAUGUUCCUAACGGUGUUCCUGAGGAAAUACAUGUGUCACAUACAAACCUCAGACAUGACAACCGUUUAACUGACCUGAUGAAGAUUCUUCUCAAACUGCUGCUCUGUCGUGAUGGUAAUUAAGUUGAAAGAGAAAUCAAACUAUUUUAUUUUUAUUUUACUUUAUUUUCAACCUGUCCUCCAACCAAUACGCUCGUGUAGGUCGUUUGUCCAAAUCCCUGAAAUACGACCCAUCAGAGCGUAUACUUAAAUUGCGCCCCUAUCGGCAAAAGGUCGUUUUCAUAUUUAUUUUGUACUCUUUUAUUUGCACUCUGGUUUGCGUUUCGUGUAGCUCAGUUGCUAGAUUAUUGCGUUAUACCUUGACAUGUAAUUAUGCUAUCAUGGGUUCGAUCCCAGGGAACGGACGUGCACGAAAAUGUAUAUGCUCAAUAAAUCAUAAUUUAGGGUUAGGUUUAGGGGUGGGGUUAGGUGUGGUCAUUCGAACGAAUAAGAUAUGUAGGAAAUACUGUGAGAUCGGUGUAAAACACCCACACAUUGCAUUUAAAUAAACGUUCAUUUUGGUUGGUAAUGAACUUAUACGUCAUUUCAUGACGACAGACGCAACGCGAUGCUGUUAUUAUUUUUAACAUUUAACUUAACUUUAAAACGUAAAUAUAGGUCGUAAUAAAUGCUUGCACAAACGACCUAUAUGGUCUUUUUUUUUUGGAGGACAGGCCCUUUAUUUUAAUUUUGAUUUCAUUUUGUUAGGGCCCAAGCUGCAACAAAAGUCAUUUAUAACAUUUUAUUUUUAUUAUUGUAUUAUUUUAGGUUGGAAUAAUCUUCAUGGGUCUUACUUUGUUCAUCAGUUUUAUUUUAUUAUCUUAUUUAUUUUUAUUGUAUUUUAUUAGGACACAUGCUGACUGUCCGUUUUAUUUUAUUUUAUUUUAUUUUAUUUUAUAAUGAUUAUAUUCCUAUUUUAUUCAGUUAACAGCUCUAAACAUUUCAAGAUUUUAAGAUGAAGACGGUUUAUGGUGAGAACAAACCUGCUCUUGAGCUGCAUGAUCCGUGGAGUUUUGACUCAUUUCUAAACACUGCAUUAAAUUGAGUUUGUGUAGAUAAAGUGUUUGCAUCAAGGUGUGUGUGUGUGUGUGUGUGUGUGUGUGUGUGUAGAGUGUGUUUAAGGCCUUUUGUUCAUUCUGCUUUUAUGUCGCUUCCUCAUAUUGAAUGUCAAAAUCAAACCAUAUGAUCCUUCCUGUGCACUGAUUAAUUUUUUGUAUUUUACUGAUUAAUAAAAAGCUAA